Chanos chanos (milkfish) is the source of this 1278-nucleotide messenger RNA. It is a transcript of the gene cox18, whose product is annotated as cytochrome c oxidase assembly factor COX18. Gene Ontology annotation, molecular function: membrane insertase activity. Gene Ontology annotation, biological process: protein insertion into mitochondrial inner membrane from matrix; mitochondrial respiratory chain complex IV assembly. Lineage: Eukaryota; Metazoa; Chordata; Actinopteri; Gonorynchiformes; Chanidae. Gene Ontology annotation, cellular component: mitochondrial inner membrane. Bases 134 to 1219 code for a protein of 361 amino acids. The record is from RefSeq and is a predicted model, not a curated record. The transcript is spliced from 7 exons.
UGGACCGUGAAUGAUAUGUAGUUAUUAAAGGUCGAUUUCGAGCUUGAUCUGAUGUCCCAACAAAUGCGAAUAUGACAUUAGUGUCAGCUUAGGACCUAAACUUGAAAACAGAGACCUCCAUAGUUUCCCUGCCAUGUUGUUAAUGAAGCUGUCCCGGCCAGUGACGUCCAUGUCACUGUGGGCAUGUUGCCGUGGCAACCAGGUGCUGCAAAAGCCUCAGAUCUUGAGCAUCACCCAGGGUCUCUUCAACCUAGACGUGAGAACUCUGAGCAGCCUGCAGUACUGCUCAAAGUCAACCAUCUUAACAGGCCCUAAUACACUACCCUCACACACACUGGCUCUGGGCCUGCAGCCACGGAGAACUGCCGCCACCGAAGGGACUGGUUGGUACGAGGGUCUGGCCGAUUCAGCACCCGUGCACCUCACUGAGCAGCUCCUGAUCUCUGCCCAGCAGAUGACAGGUCUGCCCUGGUGGGCCAGCAUCAUCUGCACCACCCUGGCUCUGCGGACUGCCAUCACACUCCCACUGGGCGUCUACCAGAUGAUCAUCAUAGCAAAGGUUGAGGCUCUGCAGGUGGAAAUCGCGGAUUUGGCCAAGCGGCUCAGCUAUGAAAUAUCAGUACGGGCCAAACAGAAAAACUGGUCAGAGAAGACCUGUAGGUACCACUUUAAGAAGAAUAUGCGGAGGCUAGUGUCUGAUUUGUAUGUUCGUGAUAACUGCCACCCAUUCAAAGCCAGUGUUCUAGUGUGGGUGCAGCUCCCCAUGUGGGUGUGCCUGUCCCUGGCCCUUCGAAAUCUCAGCACAGGAGCCUGUCACAGCCCCACAGAUCUACAGGGGGAGCUGGCAGUGGGGGGUGCUCUUUGGUUUUCUGACCUCACACUACCUGACUCCACAUGGAUCAUACCAGUCUCUCUAGGCCUCAUUAAUCUUCUUAUUGUGGAGAUAUUUGCCUUGAGGCAACUCCAGGCACCAAAGUUCCAAAAAUACGUGACCAACUUCAUUAGAGGGAUCUCUGUAGUCAUGAUCCCCAUAGCAGCCACUGUGCCCUCGUCCAUGGCUUUAUACUGGCUGGGCUCCAGUUGUGUGGGACUGGGACACAACCUACUCCUGCGGUCCCCUCGAUUCAGAAAGCUCUGCAGAAUCCCCCCAGUCCGCUCAGACUCUGACACACCGUAUAAGGACAUUGUUGCUGCUUUUGUCUCCAAGUACCUCAAAUAGACAGAACCAGAAGAACUACAGCGGUUCAGAACACGUAUUCAGAUCAGGAACUGGGCUAU